AUGGCUGAGAACGCCGAGGUUUCCCUUCCGGUCGCCGAGGCGACCAUCAACCCUCUCCCCAAGUUGGGGAUCCACCGUCCGGUCCGAAAGGACCUUGGAAAGAAGCUUGCUUCUUUCCACAUGUUCAACCAGCUCCCGCAGGAGCUGCAAGAUGAGAUUUGGACUGCCGCCGUCCAAACUCCAACUGUCCUCGCACCCGAGCGGGUGACAGAAGAAGGGCUUGUCCGCUGGGACAAGCAGGCCGUUUGGUCCUUCCAAGGGAUGGACCCGCACACCCUCAGCCAGGUGUGCAGAGACUCAAGGGACGUGGUCAAGAAAAACUGCGUCACCAUCCGGGGGAAGGCCGACACCCCCAUCACGACCAAGGGGCCGGUCGUGUAUGCGAACAUCAACGCCACGAUGUUCGUCCUUGGCGACCUUACCGUAGAAGGGCACUCCUUUUACGCGAACGACAUCGCCAAAAUGCAAUAUGUUACGAUCGAGGGUCGUAACGCUGGCUUCUGUUGGGUCCCAGACCCGUACAACCUCCAACCUGGGCCAGCAUCAGGAGCUUUGGCAAUCCUUGCACCCUUGGCCAGGGACAUCAAGGCCGUCUUCGUACAUCAUAAGCUAUCUAUCAGCGCCUCCGAGGACCCAGUGCGCAUCGCCCAGGAUCUCGACAUGUUCGUCACCCCUGACCCGGCCUCCUUCGUCGACGGCAUUCGACCGCUGAAUGCAGAUCUGUUCUCAUAUCUCUCGCGUUUUGUGGGCUAUGAUGGCCCUGAAAUUAAUGACGAGCGGCGCUGCACUUACGUGCAGCAUAAAGAGAGAGAGCUGUCGAAGCUCCUCUUUGUCGCCGAGGAUGCCUUCCCCAAUGGGUCGCCACCAAUUCAUUUCUUGCCGCUCUUCUCCCCUUACCGGGAGUACUUUGCCGACGCAAGCCAGGAUCGGCCCAUUCAACAUGCCGCUUGCCAUCACGAGCUAAAAGCUCGUGACGAGGUUACCGAUGACGAGGGUAACAAGAUUUGCCGGCCCCCGUCAGCCAUGACGGAAACUCAGGCGUUGCUGACUUCCCGGCAGGAGGAAAUGGACGACUACGAGGCGGCGAUGCUGGCCGCCUGGCCUGAAGAAUGGAUGUAG
Molecule: messenger RNA, 1119 nt
Organism: Clonostachys rhizophaga
Lineage: Eukaryota; Fungi; Ascomycota; Sordariomycetes; Hypocreales; Bionectriaceae
Source: the annotation of a GenBank genome assembly